Messenger RNA from Torulaspora globosa, 603 nucleotides. RefSeq lists its product as uncharacterized. Bases 1 to 603 code for a protein of 200 amino acids. The transcript has a single exon. Lineage: Eukaryota; Fungi; Ascomycota; Saccharomycetes; Saccharomycetales; Saccharomycetaceae. The record is from RefSeq and is a predicted model, not a curated record.
AUGGCGGAAAGAAAGGGAGGAAACUCGAGUGGCUGGAUGGAUGAGUCUGGAGAAAAGUCGAACGGUUACGCCGUGGUUCCUGUGUCUCUGUUCUGCGAGCAAUAUGCGGUCUCAAAAGAGGUUAGAAAGACGUUUGGGCUGUAUAAUAACGGCGUGAGAGCAAUCAGCAGGACUGAGUUCGAACAGUUGAAGGUUGGUUUGAAAUCUUGUAUGGCGAAAAGGCAGCGAGAGGCGGACGCACUGUGGCAGUCGAAGAAGAGAUACUCGCUGGCGGAGUCGCUGGAAGGCAAUACACUGGGAUCGGGCUAUUCCCUCAACGGUUCACAUACGCUUAUAUUGUCCUCAGAUAUGCUGCACAGCGACCUGGAACCGCACUAUUCUGCGAGUCGACAAGGCGGCAACGAAAUGCUGGUCUCUGAAGACAACGAGGAAACCGGGGGGAGGCGGCUCGAGACUCAGAUGCAAAUGCUGGCCUCCUCAGCUGGUUCAAUAGUGUCUGUCCCAGAAGGUUCUGCCUGUACUCGUAUCGAUAGCAAGCGCUGCUUUAUUCUCCUUUCGGAGACUUCCUAUGAUAGGAACAGCAGUCCUCCACUGCAUGAUUAG